GCAACGUCCCGCAUAGUUGGUGAUCAUCGCUUGUCAGAAGAAGGUCUUUGUUGGAAGUGCCCAGUGGCCUCUUCGCCAUGUGAGUGCGUGCGAGUGUUAGUGCUCUGAAAAAAAAAAUGUGUGCUGCUGCCUACAUAUUGCACGAACAGUCACUACGUUGAAACCCCGAAAAAUUUCCUCUACCUAAAAGAACGGCACGUACUUCCACACCAAUGCAAUUACACAACUUUCCCGCAAAUCCAUAGUGGUCGUCGUGCUGGUGUGAAGUAUAUGUGUAGUGACAAACUGCAUUCACCAAAGUGGGUUUCCGGACGCGAGUACUCUUUUGCGAAUCGCUCUUUGAGCUGCGUAGUCCUCUACUGUUUGUCAUAUUUUCAGCCUAAACAGUUGCAGUGUCACACGGCUGAGCAGACAGUGGUUGCGGCCACAACGAGAAGUUAGGCGAGUUUUCUGCAAAUCUCAGUGAAUAGCGUAUAAGCGCGUAAGAGAAAAUUAUCCGAAGUAGAGCAGCUUUCUUAAAACCAGCAGUAGAAUACCCCACGGCAAUUGUGAAAAGUGAGAGACGUGCAAGCGUGGCACAGUCGGGGACCAUCCGGCUUGUGUGGCUGCCCUAGACGAGCAACAGGCAAAGCAACACAGCCGCGCCCAGCUUUCCAUCAAUCAACGCAACGCAGUAACGCAAUUUUAAGUCGUCUGUGCUUUUCACGCCAAUCAACAUCUGCUCAUCGAUAGAUUUGCUGCGCCGUAUACUCCAAGGAGCACAACGAUCAUACCAAACAGUGGCGAUAGCGUUUGCUGCGUUAGAGAAGUGGAAGUAAGAGAAAAGCACCAGAAAUGGCAUUAAAGAGAAUUAAUAAGGAACUACAAGACUUGGGGAGAGAUCCACCGGCACAAUGCUCAGCUGGUCCUGUCGGGGAUGAUUUGUUUCACUGGCAGGCAACCAUUAUGGGACCGCCAGACAGUCCGUACCAGGGCGGAGUGUUCUUUCUGACUAUACAUUUCCCAACAGACUAUCCGUUCAAACCACCAAAAGUGGCUUUUACAACACGCAUCUAUCACCCAAACAUCAACAGCAAUGGGUCGAUUUGCCUCGAUAUUCUACGAUCUCAAUGGUCACCCGCGCUAACAAUUUCAAAAGUUUUGCUCUCGAUCUGCUCUCUGCUAUGCGAUCCGAAUCCCGACGAUCCGUUGGUGCCCGAGAUUGCCAGAAUAUACAAGACGGACCGGGAAAAAUAUAACGAACUCGCUCGGGAGUGGACCAGAAAGUAUGCUAUGUGAUGCGUUCCAGUUGCAACCUUACAAAAAGCCAACAGCAGCAGCCGUAGCAUCAAGAAAUACAACACGAACAAAAACAACAACUGUAUCCAGAGCAACAAGAGCAGCAGCAGCAGUGAACAAGAACAGCCACCAUGUAUAAAAAUCAACCAACACCGUGACAGCAGUAGUAGCAGCAACAAUAACAGCAAGGAAGCCAGACUCCCUAAAGAACAUCAGCUAACGUACAGUAGCACUGAAUGGAAGCAUAGCGGGGACUUCAACAACAAUGAUCAAAAUUCUUUUCCAUACCACUAUAACUGCUAUAGCGACAGUUUGUACUGUUAUUAUUAUUAUAACAUUUAUCAUGGCGAUCAUUUCGUUAUCAGCCAACAUCAGGGAGAAUCAACAGUAGCAACAGCAUCGAUAUUGAUGACGGCUAUCUUCACCACCGCUAUCGAAACACCAACGUCCACUUUAACAACCAUAGCAAUAAUCUCCCAACAGAAUUCUGUUCACGGUUCGGUUAAUGGUUUUGACACGAAAUUCACAUCUCGUGCUGCCUAAAACGAAACAUGCUACUGUUUCUGGCAUACUCAGUACACGUCAGACAUUAUCCUCUCUUCCACAAGCUUCCCAUUCUCCAAAAACCACUAACCAUCUCUAUGAUACACACCCAAGUUCAGCUGCGUAAAAGCGAGCAAAUGUUCUGUUACAUUUUGCCUUCUUUUUUUUACUCUUAAAGAACGGGCUGGGCCGUACUUAUUACAUUUUGCCUUCUCUUGUCUCUAUUAUUCCGUCGCAUAACGCUACAGACAACACCCAUUCUUGUCGUUCUAGUAUCGCUAGAUUUUCUUUCAAUUUUUUUAUCAGCAAGAUUUUUCUUAGGUUUAAUGCUCUUCUUCGUGUAUGCGGUAUGUUAUCAUCUUGGUCAUUAUCUUUACCUUCAUCAUUAUAAUCGUAGCCGUCGUUACAACCAUCGUCGUCAUUACCGUUUUUCUGUCAUCUUCAUCAUUGUCUGUCUUGUUCAUCGCCUUGAUUAGUCUCAUCAGCCCUUUCUAACAAAUAAAAUGAUUCUAGCAACAAGAUUCAAUAAUUUUCCGCAUUAUAAGUCACGUGUUCGUUGCACAAGCACCCUUAAACCUCACUAAUACUUAUCAAUUUGUUUUUGGCUUUCAUUCCCUUGCUCCCGUAAAACAAACUUAUCCUAUCCGGUCAUACAAUGGAGCAUGAUAUUUCACGGAAAUAGAACACGAAGGUUUUUCGGAAACUGGCAUCAGUUCUAGCAAAGCAUACUCCUGCGCAGAGUUUACUUUGAAUAUGGUACACUUGAAAUAAACUUAGACGACAUAAACUAAAACAAACCGAGACAGACGGCAAUCCUGCACACCAACACUAGUAGAACUGCUGAAGGAAAGAAGUUAUGAAUUAAACGGAGCGUUAAUGGAAGUAAGGAUGCAACCAAGAGGAUGCUCAGAGUUAUGCGUUUGUUUUAAGCUAGCCAACAGAGAUGAAUGUAUAGAGGUGUAGCUGCUAUACUAUGCUGACAACUAAAUUGAAAAAAAAAUCUUAAACAGAUAGGUUAAUUGGUUAGUGACGCACUUCAUGGAAAACGCUAUUGGUACUCCCACCCCAAUUUGUAAUAAAGUGCCGCUACACAGAA
Anopheles cruzii is the source of this 2917-nucleotide messenger RNA. RefSeq names its product ubiquitin-conjugating enzyme E2-17 kDa (gene eff). Gene Ontology annotation, biological process: protein polyubiquitination; ubiquitin-dependent protein catabolic process. Gene Ontology annotation, cellular component: nucleus. The coding region runs from base 835 to 1278 and encodes 147 amino acids. Gene Ontology annotation, molecular function: ubiquitin conjugating enzyme activity. Lineage: Eukaryota; Metazoa; Arthropoda; Insecta; Diptera; Culicidae. The record is from RefSeq and is a predicted model, not a curated record. The transcript is spliced from 8 exons.